Messenger RNA from Aphis gossypii (cotton aphid), 1107 nucleotides. RefSeq lists its product as uncharacterized. The transcript is spliced from 5 exons. Gene Ontology annotation, molecular function: protein dimerization activity. NCBI's taxonomy places the organism in Eukaryota, Metazoa, Arthropoda, Insecta, Hemiptera, Aphididae. The record is from RefSeq and is a predicted model, not a curated record.
AUGGCUCCUCCGAGUGGAUAUGCAAAAAGAAAAUUAAAACUACAAAGAGAAGAGCAAAAGAAAAAGUUGGCUGGAUCGUUAAAUCGAUUUAUGAUACCAAAGGUGAUCUCAGAUACGAUAACAGCAUCGCCUAUAUAUAAUAAUGGUAAUACUGGUAUUACAAAAAAUGAAGAUAUUGAAUUGAAAACAAUUGAUACAAUUGAUUCCAUUGAAAAAGAAGAUGAAAUGUUUGAAACCAAAAUUGAUGCUAAUGGAAAUACUGCAUUGAGGGGAAAUAAAGGAAAAGCUAACAAUAAUUCUGAAGGCAAUUUUUUACGCACAGUUAAAUUGAUGGCAGAGUUUGAUCCUAUUUUAAAUGUUACAAAAUGUAGAGGACAAGGCUACGACGGAGCCUCAGUUUUGAGCGGUACUAAAUCAGGGCAAACAAUUUAUUCUAAAAAACGAUUUGGUGAAGUUGAUGGUGACAGGAGAUUGGAUAUUACAGAAGAAAAAUUUUAUGUUUCAGUAUUUUUACCAUUAGUUGAUACUGCUUUAUUUCAACUCGAAGAUCGUUUUAAAGGACUUAAAAUAGUAUCAAAUACUUUUAAUUUUUUAUUGCCACCAAAUAUAAUAAAAUUAAAUGAAUCAGAAAUAGUAAAAUCAUGCUAUGAUUUUAUUCAGUUUUACAAAACUGAUGUAACUUCCGAUUUAACUAGUCAAGUUCUAUGUUUAAAGGAAUUUAUAAAAAACACUAAUAUGAAAACAAUUAAAUAAUUAUGUUUAUAUUUAAUAUAAAACGACCUAUCAUCAUUGUAUAGUGAAGUUGUUACAUGUUGUAUUACAUUUUUAAGUUUACUAGUGACUGUUACAUCGGCCGAACGAUCGUUUUCUAAACUUAAACUGAGUAAAAACUAUUUAAGAAACUCGAUAUCUCAAGAUCAACUAACAAACAUAAGUAUUUUAAAUAUAGAAAAAGGUCGCUUUGAAGAACUUGAUGUAGAAAAAUUAAUUGUUGACUUUGCCAAUCAAAAAAGCAGAAAAAAUUUUUUUUUAAAGUAAUGUUGAUAUUAUAAAUAUGUAAUUAUUUUUAUAAUUUUAAAUGUAUUUACUAUUUUGUAUAAUGGUGUA